Messenger RNA from Juglans microcarpa x Juglans regia, 1501 nucleotides. Its product is annotated as zinc finger protein ZAT9-like. The transcript is spliced from 2 exons. The record is from RefSeq and is a predicted model, not a curated record. Bases 156 to 1271 code for a protein of 371 amino acids. Lineage: Eukaryota; Viridiplantae; Streptophyta; Magnoliopsida; Fagales; Juglandaceae. Gene Ontology annotation, biological process: regulation of DNA-templated transcription.
CUUGUCACCUACUCCUUUUUUUAGCUUCCACUCUCUCUCUUUCACAUUGAAAGAAAGAGAACGCCAAAGAGCUCAGAAGCUUUUCUCUCGGAGAGACAAAUAGGCAUAUAGCUCUGUGUUUCCUGCUCUGCUUUCUGGGUUUUUUUUGGAUUGUGAUGGAGAAGCACAAGUGCAAGCUAUGCUCCAGAGGCUUCUCUAAUGGCAGAGCUUUGGGGGGUCACAUGAGGUCUCAUAUGUUGAAUCUUCCAGUUCCUGCAAGACCAGAAUUAUCACCAUUACCACCACCGCCAGCGCCGGCGCCGGCGCCACUACCACCACACGACCAAUUCAGUGAGACCGAGUCUGCUUCGUCACCAUCAUCUUCCUCUGGUGAAGAGGAAGGAGGAGGAGAAGAAAAGGGUCUCUGCUAUGAGCUGAGAGAGAACCCAAAGAGAAGCAUUCGAUUCGUAGAUCCUGAAUUUUCUUUUGCUGUGGAUGCUGGGUCUGUUGUUCUUCAAGAUGGGGAGAGCGAGACCGAGUCGUCAAAGAAUCCGACUCGGCGACGAUCCAAGCGGACUCUGAAUUUAGAACAAAAGUACCAUCUUCUUCAUCAUGAUCAUCAGCGAGUUCAAGAACAAGAUGAUGAUGCUAUGAAAAAGCUCAAGUUCACGAUGAACAAGGCCGAGUCAUGGGCUGAGCCUGAACCAGUGAGUUCGAUCUCCGACACUACUACCGAGGAAGAUGUUGCCUUUUGUCUCAUGAUGCUCUCAAGGGACAAAUGGAAGAAACAAGAACAAGACGACGAGGACGAAGACUUGGAAGAUAUAUCAGAGAGAUCCUUGGAGGACAUGACCGACGUGUCCGAGGAACAGCUCAAGAUGUCCAAGACACGAACGCGAGGCAGGUACAAGUGCGAGACAUGCAAGAAAACCUUUCGUUCCUAUCAAGCUCUGGGUGGACACAGAGCGAGCCACAAGAAGAUCAAGCUUAAUUCUGCUCCAAUUUACGAGCUCAAGUUGGAGCAAAAAAAUGCUGGUACUCCGUCUAUGACGGAGAAAAAGAUUCACGAAUGCCCUGUUUGUUUGAGAGUAUUUGCUUCUGGACAAGCUCUUGGCGGGCAUAAGAGAACCCAUGUAACUGGCUCCGCACGGCCUCCAGCUUCUGUUAGAAGUUCAACCAAGCUUGGUCAAGCUUUCAUAGAUCUUAAUCUUCCAGCUCCAAUGGAUGAUGACGAGUUUAGCCAAAUCGAGCUCUCUGCGGUGUCUGAUGCAGAAUUCGUGAACCCCCAUUAGGCAAUGAACUUCUUCAGCUAGCAAUGAAUCUUGCAGCAGAAAUAGGUUGAACCCAAGAAUUCUGCAGAAGAAGAAAUCGACGUUCUUGUUGAUAGGUUCUGUUUCAGUUUCCAAGCGGUUCAAGGGAACUGUUCCACCAUUAAUUUUUGCUGAAUAUAUUACAGUCAUUUUCAAAAGAAGUUGAUCAACCUGUACUUUUUUUGUAAUAGAAAAGUAACUUCCACCUCUUA